Nelumbo nucifera (sacred lotus) is the source of this 1396-nucleotide messenger RNA. Its product is annotated as suppressor. NCBI's taxonomy places the organism in Eukaryota, Viridiplantae, Streptophyta, Magnoliopsida, Proteales, Nelumbonaceae. Gene Ontology annotation, biological process: auxin-activated signaling pathway. The record is from RefSeq and is a predicted model, not a curated record.
AAUGAAUCUCUCCACCUAUCUAGCUACAAUCUCACAAAUCCCUCCUUUUAUAUUUCUCUCUGUUGCUCUUGCCAUAAGCACUAGCCCACGCAUGUAAAGCCAGUUCAACAGCUAGCCCUCCUGCACAUAUCCUUAUAAUUAACAACCCAACCCAACCCUUAUCAACAAGAACAACCAACCAUGUCCAUCACAGGAUUCUCACACUCAGAUAAGAUUUACAGGUCAAUUCACCGGAGAAAUGAUUCCGGUGAACUUGACGUGUUCGAAGCCGCACGGUACUUCUCCGGCUGCAACGAGGUCCCCGGGUUGAUGAAUGGUGCAUCUUUUUCUCAAAGGAACAUGAGAGAAGAGAGGCAGAUGUGGGCAGGCAGAAGGAUGAGCUUAGAUAUGCCGAUGAGGAACCCACUUCCAUCGGAGUCGCAUCACAAUAUCGAAAGCCAAAUCAAAGAGAAGAAGCACAAGCAACCCAGGUCUCCAGGUGGUAGACUUGCUAGCUUUCUGAAUUCUUUAUUCCACCAAGCCGCUUCUAAGAAGAAGAAAUCAAAGUCCAGCGCGGAGUCGAUGAAAGAUGAAGAGGAGAGCCCAGGUGGGAGGAGAAAAAGGAGGAGCAGCAUUAGUCAUUUUCGAAGCACCAGCACUACCACCGAUUCAAAGUCGUUGCAUUCAUCUUCAAGCUCUGGUUUUAGAACACCUCCUCCUUGUGCAAACACUCCUACAAAGAUGUUCAAGGAUAUCAAGAGCUAUUCAGACCACAAGCAGGUGGCGCCUUUGUCGACCAAGUAUACUUGUGGGCAGGUAAUAAGGAGUGUUAAUGGUUUGGGUUUACACCACGAUGAGGCGUUGAACGAGAAGAGAAACAUGGAUUUGAGUUGGUUGGAUGAAAAACUGAAAUUCAAUGAUGGGUUUCGGGAGAAAACUAAGAACGUAAAUAGUGGGUUUUUGGAGAAAGAUAGAACUUGGGUGGGAGAGUAUAACUCGUCUGAGAAGAAGAAUUUUACAAGUUUUGGUGAAGUAGAUGAUGGUGGGGAGAGUGAUUCAAGCUCUGAUCUGUUUGAGCUACAGAAUUAUGAUUUGGGUUUCUACUCAAGUGGUCUACCUGUUUACGAGACCACUCAAAUGGACGCCAUUAAGAGAGGAGCACCAAUUCUUAGCGGCAGUUGUGGCACCCGAUGAUAUCAUUUGUUUUUUUCCUGGGUUUUGAUUAUUGUGAAUGUUUAGAAACCGUGAUGAAGGUGGCGUUGUUUUAAUUUGCUCAAUCCCUUUGUCUUUGUAUAUGUGUUGGGAUGUUUAUGUUUGUGUUCUGCAUUUCUUCUUUUCUUUGCUUAUUCUGAUUAAAAUAAGCAUUGAUCAUCCGCCAUGAAUAGUUUAUAUUUUAAUCUAAGAUUUUCUAGAGCAA